Messenger RNA from Folsomia candida, 1281 nucleotides. RefSeq names its product laccase-2. The record is from RefSeq and is a predicted model, not a curated record. Gene Ontology annotation, molecular function: copper ion binding; oxidoreductase activity. The coding region runs from base 1 to 1281 and encodes 426 amino acids. NCBI's taxonomy places the organism in Eukaryota, Metazoa, Arthropoda, Collembola, Entomobryomorpha, Isotomidae. The transcript has 7 exons.
AUGGGUCCUCCAGCAGGGUUCCCAAUGGGGGGUCCUCCACCUCCAGGGUUACAAAUGGCUCGUCCCAUGCCUCCUCCCUUAGUGCGAAAGCCUCCAGUUAUACAGCAACUCGUCUUCGAGUAUGGAGAUAUUGCUCCGGACAAUUUCGUUCAAAAGGGAAUUCUAAUAAAUCAAAGAUUUCCUGGUCCUCCAAUUCGUGUCCAGUGGCUGGACACGUUGAUUAUCGACGUCACAAAUAAUCUCGACCAUGGAAUUGCUCUACAUUUUCACGGGUUACGAAAUUACGGAGAAUCUUUUUCGGAUGGGGUUCCUUACAUAACGCAGGAGCCCAUUCCUCCAGGAGGCGUGUUUCGAUACACGAUCAACAUUGGGUAUCAAACGGGCACGUUUCUGUAUCAUUUGCAGUCUUCAGUGGCCGAUCAGAUUUGGGGAUUUGGACCCAUCAUUAUUGAAGAUGGACCAGAAUUGCUGGCAAAUCAGCCAGCCUAUUAUCACUUUUGGGAUCAUGUCCUCAUAUUGAGUCAGUGUUGGCACACCGCUAUGUCCAAGUUGUUUAAGCUUGAAGGACCCCUGAACUCCGAACAGGCCAAGUAUUUCAAAGGAUUUUCUUCAGAACCAGCCAGUAUUUUGAUAAAUGGUCGAUCCUACGGAAAAUGGGGGAAACGAAACGGUUUGACAGAAGGGUAUGAGGUAAUUACAGUCCAACCUGAAAAGACGUACAGAUUACGAGUAAUCGGUGGUGGGAUCGAUUCCAUCCUCACUUUCGCUAUAGAAAGUCACAAAAUGACAAUUAUGGAGGUGGACGGGACCAUAAUUGAACCAUUGGAAGUUGACCGACUCGAAGUCAACUCUGGUCAGAGAUACAGCAUUUUGGUGACGAUGGAUCAAGAGGUCGGAACGUAUUUAAUCACCAGCGAAAUGAUCCCUGGACCUGGGCCAAACAACGGGAAGGCUAUUCUUCAAUAUGAAGGGGCCGAAGUGGACGUGGCCAAAAGGACCAAAGUUUAUAAGGGAAAUAGCACUUUUGAGAAAUUAAAGAGAUGGGAGGGCAGUAAACUUUCCCCAAAUCCGGUCAUUCGUCAACCUGACAUUUAUCCUCUGCCGAAAUCUGUGGAUAGAGAAAUCGUCAUCACGAUGACCAGGAAAAAGAAGACGAAGGAGGCCAGUGAUGAUGACGAUGAUGAAUCUGAGGAUGACGACAAAAGCGAUAAAAAGACGAAGAGAGAUGCGUCGCCAAAAUCGGAUGACAGUCACGACACUUCAUAUUCUUAUCAAGGUUAG